This is a messenger RNA of Diabrotica virgifera virgifera (western corn rootworm), 1533 nucleotides long. RefSeq names its product DNA translocase FtsK 1-like. The record is from RefSeq and is a predicted model, not a curated record. Lineage: Eukaryota; Metazoa; Arthropoda; Insecta; Coleoptera; Chrysomelidae. The coding region runs from base 108 to 1457 and encodes 449 amino acids. Gene Ontology annotation, cellular component: extracellular matrix. The transcript is spliced from 4 exons.
CCCGGUGAAAGGUCCGGGGGGCAUCUAACACCACGCCUCCACCACAUUAGAACUAUAAAAUCGGAUGACACCAAAAAAUUACUCACAGUAAGACUCAUCUAAUAAACAUGGCGUUGAAAAUCAUUACGUUUGCUGCUUUCAUUGUAGUAGCUCGAGCUGGUGUUCUAAAUGAAGCCUUUCCACCACAAUUAGCCUACGCUGCAUCGCCAGUUGCGAAAGUGGCCUACUCAGAAGCUCCAGCUGUGUCAUACUCAUCUUUAUCGGCACCUUUUGCUUACCCCGCCCCUCCAGCUAUCGCAAAGGUAGCUGCUCCAGUGCAAUUUGGUGCUUCACCGUACGCCGGAUUGUCAUUUGCUCCAUCAGCACCGUUUCCUUCCCCAGCAUUAGCUCCAGCUUUACCUUACCAGCAACCUCAAGUUUAUUCUUAUGCAUCUCCACCUGUUGCACCUGUUUCUUACGCAGCACCUUCACUCAAACUGGCUGCCCCAUUAGCUUAUGCUGCACCCAUUGCUAAGACUGUUAUUGCUGAACCAUCUGCACCUGCUCACUACGAUUUUGGAUAUGCUGUUAACGACCCCAACACUGGAGACAGCAAAAGCCAGCAGGAAUCGCGCAGAGGUGACGUGGUGCAAGGAAGUUACUCAGUGGUAGAUGCUGACGGUACCAAACGUACUGUCGAUUACACUGCUGAUGACCACAAUGGUUUUAACGCCGUCGUUCGCAAGGAACCAGCUGCAGUAGCUGUGAAAGCAGUUGCACCAGUCGUGGCAAAAGUAUCUGCUCCAGUUGCUUACGCUCAACCUUUAGUUGCUUUCGCCGCAUUGGUAGCAGUAGCUCGUGCUGGUGUCAUCGGAGAAGCCUACUCUGCACCACUUGCCUAUGCAGCUCCAGCAGUAGCUAAGGUAGCCUACUCAGCCGCUCCAGCUGUAUCAUACUCAAGUGUGUCAUCACCUGUAGCUUCCUACGCCAAAGUAGCUGCUCCAGUAUCGUACGCAGCUCCAGCUGUUUCCUACGCCGCUCCAGCUCUCUCCUAUGCCGCCCCAGCCCUUAAAGUAGCUGCCCCAGUAGCUUAUGCCGCUCCUGUUGCCAAAGCAGUUUACGCCGAACCAUCAGCACCAGCUAACUACGAUUUUGGAUAUGCCGUAAACGACCCCCACACCGGAGAUAGCAAAAGCCAACAAGAAUCUCGCCACGGUGAUGUUGUACAUGGAAGCUAUUCCCUUAUUGAAGCCGAUGGCAGCAAACGUACCGUAGAAUACACCGCUGAUGAACACAAUGGUUUUAAUGCAGUUGUACACAAGGAACCAGCCACAGUUGCGGUUAAAGCAGUAGCACCAGUUGUAGCCAAAAUUGCCGCCCCAAUCGCCUACGCUCAACCAGCCCUCAAAGUAGCAACUCCAGUUGCCUAUGCUCAUUCUGCUCCCCUAGGAUAUGCUGCACCCUCAUACUAUCACUAAUUUAGUUUACUAAUAGAAAACUAUUUUGUAAAUAUUUAUUUCCUAGAAAAUAUAUUAAAUAUAUUUUUUAAUUGAA